AUGGACCAAAAUCAGAACCCUAGCCAGAUCCAGCCAGGCCCAGGGCCAAACGACCCUGCUAUCCCACUGAUUUUGUUCCACGAUGCUGGUGGCACAGUCUUUCCGUACUUCUGCCUCGGGGAUAUUAAACGGCCACUGUUCGGCAUUAAGAACCCGCGCUUCGAGCGAGGAGGUCAUUGGGAGCAUGGCCUACGCCAGAUGGGUGUGGUCUAUACACACCUUGUCAGAUCUGCCGUCGCUUCCGGCAAGGUCAUUCUCGGAGGAUGGUCCCUUGGGGGAUGCAUCGCCGUCGAAGUGGCAUCACGACUCAUGAAGUUGCCACAGUAUACAGUCCAGGGCGUCGUGUUGGUUGACAGCGUUUAUCCCACCCCAACCGUCACGACGCAUUACCCACGCACUCUCCCGGAAGUGGUCGCAAGCUUCCAACUCCCGGGGCAAAUGUCAGAUGAGCGGCGUGGUCAGGCGCAGCAAUGCAUCCUGGCUGCGCACGAGAUGCAGCGUGACUGGCGUCCGCCGGCAUUCUCGGAACGCCCUCCCCCGGCAGUCUUGAUCAGAGCAGCGGAUCCGGUUCAUGUAAACGCCGAGCACUCGCUGCAUUACUUUGACCGGGUCAGGGACUGGAAGUACCUAGGCUGGGAAGACUAUGAUACUAGCUUUAUUGUGGCCACGAUGGAUACUCCUGGCAAUCAUUUUACGAUCUUUGAUGGCCCAAAUGCCGAACAUACGACGAACCAAAUCCGUGAAGCUUGUUCUUUAUUGACGGAGCCGCAUCCAUAG
Messenger RNA from Aspergillus melleus, 777 nucleotides. Its product is annotated as thioesterase domain-containing protein. NCBI's taxonomy places the organism in Eukaryota, Fungi, Ascomycota, Eurotiomycetes, Eurotiales, Aspergillaceae. The transcript has 3 exons. The coding region runs from base 1 to 777 and encodes 258 amino acids. The record is from RefSeq and is a predicted model, not a curated record. Gene Ontology annotation, biological process: biosynthetic process.